Molecule: messenger RNA, 2755 nt
Organism: Thamnophis sirtalis
Lineage: Eukaryota; Metazoa; Chordata; Lepidosauria; Squamata; Natricidae
Source: RefSeq, a predicted model, not a curated record
UCUCCCAACGCGGAAGCCUCUAGCCGGAACAGAAGGGAGGGCCCGAGCCCGGGGCCCGAGUAUGGAGCCUGUCUCUCGCUGGACUUCCCAGACGGUGCUGGCUUGGAUCCGAGGUUUGGAUCCAGCAUUACAAGCUUACCCCGUGGAGACAUGGGAGUUGACUGGGAAGAGGCUGCUCAGGUUAUCCUAUCGGGAUUUGGAGAAUCUAGGCGUGAGCUGCAUCGGCCACCAGGAGCUCCUCCUGGAAGCUGUGGAACAGCUUUGUGUCUUGAACUAUGAGCUGACCACCUCCAACCUGAGGACACUCACCGAGAAGCUGCAAGGGAUCAUUCGGACGAUCGAGGUCUGCAUUCUGAGUCGCAGGAAAGUGAGCACUUAUCACGGAGCGGCUACUGAAAAGUCCAGCGUGGAUCUCCUGGCAUCUGUGGUGGAGCUGAUCAGUGCUGCUAAAGGCCUCUUUUUAUGGCUGAACAGGUAUCUCUUCUCCCACCUGCAUGAUUAUUCAGCCAGCCGAGACAUCAUCUGGCUUUGUGGUGAUCUGGCAGAGACUGUGCAGAAGGAGUGCACUGUAUCCGAAAGAGAGGACCAAAUUUUGUUGAUCGGAAGACACAUUUCUGGAAUCUGUGAGCAUAUCUUGCACUGCAGCCCAGCGAACCUCCUAGAUCAAACAGCCACCUUGGAAACGGUGGAACUUGAACCUGCAGGUCCAGAAGAUAAUUUGGGCCUAGAGAUUAAGUCCUUGCCCUCCUGUCUCCAUUUGAUAUCGGGGACUGCCCGAGAGAUUCCUGUUGACCAGUGCAGCAAGGUCUUCCCAGGUGAUGAAAUAGUCCAAGUCAAUGACCAGGUGGUGGUGGGUUGGACCCGGAUGAAUCUCGUGAAGAAGCUUCUAGAAUCCAGUCGAGUGACUCUGGUGCUGAAGAAAAUCCCACUGGUUUCUUCGGAGUCUCCUCUUUCCCCAGAAUCUCCUCUUCACCCGCAACAGCCACAUGCUUUCUUAGAGGACCUGAGCUCAAGAAGUGAUGACUCUUCAGCCAGCUCUGCAUCACCAACAUCCAGCAUGACCGCUGAGUUCGAGGGAACCCAGAAUUCCAAGCUUGAUCUCCCCACCACUCAGGAGGAAUCAAAAGGAAUUGAUUGCAGGUGUCCUGUGGAUAAUAUCAGUGGACUGGAAGAGGUCCUUUCUGGAGCAGGGCAGUGCUGAGAUUCGACGGAAACAGAAGGGAGUCACUACCCGGCUAAGUCGACGACGCAUCUCCUGCCAGGAACUGGGACAGGUGGACUGUGACGGUUGGCUCUUAAAAAAGAAGGACCACGUGGGCUUCAUGGCCCAGAAAUGGAAACGGUUUUGGUUUGUGUUGAAAGGACACAACCUUUACUGGUACAGCCACCCCAACGAUGAGAAGGCUGUGGGAUUGAUCAACGUGUCUGCCUACAGAUUGGAGAGCACCAAGGAACAGAAGAAGAAAUAUGUUUUCCAAUUCACCCAUGAGAAGUACAAGCCCUUCAUCUUUGCAGCAGAAACCCUGGCUGAUCUGAGCAUGUGGGUCAGUCGUUUGAUCACAUCAAUGACUAAAUAUACAGUGUCCCGUAAAUCUGGACCAUCUAACCAAGAAGAUUGCUACAGCGAAACAGAAGCAGAAGAUCACGAGGAUGACUCUCCUAGGCAUAGUUUUGAUCAGACAAAGCAGAAGGAAUUGGAGAAGGCUCAGUUGCCAUCAGGGGCUACGGGGAAUAGCCAAAACCUGGGAAGCCCACUUUUCCAGGACAAUGUAGAUGAGAAAACAGCAUCUCCCUCUUCUCCAGAUCCAGCAGAAGAAGAACUUCAGUCCCUGAUCAAGUGUCUGAAACAAGGAGGAGUAUCACUUAUUGGGAAACAGCAGGUGUUCACCCGUGAAUAUUAUCGGAAAUCGUUUGUCAAACGUAACAAGAAUCCAGAGAUCAACGAGAAAGUACAUCUGAUUCGGACACUUCAAAGCACACUCAAGGCCAAAACUGCUGAGCUCCAAUUACUUGAUAUUCUACUGGAGGACACCGAAUUGAACUCUGAGAAAUUCACGAGCUGGAAAGAACAACAUCAGGAGUUAUACCAGGAAAUACAAAUGUGGCGGGCUAAAAAGCUGGACCAAGACAAUGGCUCAAUAGAUUCAAGUUUCGACCUCCACUUGGAGGCAGCUGCAGGUCCGUAGCAUUUGGGGGACCUCUGGCCUGUGAGCUAAAACCUCCUUCCCCCAGUUCGACUUACACAGCACCAGACACAAGUGCAGUUUUGUCAUUUCUAAAAUUUUGGAUGUUUUACGACAAGCUUCAUCUUUAUAAGGCAUUGGAUUGAUCUAAAAGUUUUAUCCAGGCAGCAACAAUGGCUCCAAAUGAUUCUCUCAUUUUAGAGAGAUGGAUUACAAAGAUGGUGACAAUUGAGAAAGGAUUGUUGGAUUUUUACAUAACGAUGGACAUUUCCUGACUGCAAAUUAGAAGACCAACGAAGGAUAAAGUGGCUUUUGGUGCCUAAGCACCUGGGAAAGAGCUGGCAUUGACUAGCAUAGACUUUGUGUUUUUCAGAUUUCUUCAAAACAAGCCAUUUCCUCCAGCAUCUUUCAAAAGGAAACAUUUAGCAACCAAGAGACAUCUGAGUAAACCAGUUUGUGGUUUUCAAUAAUGAUAGUUUAUAUUGAAAACCAGUUUGCAUUCGAAGCGGGAUACUGUAAACAUGUAAGAAAUUAGUUAUAUAAAUAAAUGUUACAAUAUGUUUCUAAAGAUA